This is a messenger RNA of Eublepharis macularius, 2136 nucleotides long. Its product is annotated as E3 ubiquitin-protein ligase TRIM7-like. NCBI's taxonomy places the organism in Eukaryota, Metazoa, Chordata, Lepidosauria, Squamata, Eublepharidae. The record is from RefSeq and is a predicted model, not a curated record. Gene Ontology annotation, molecular function: protein binding; zinc ion binding. The transcript has 8 exons. Bases 143 to 1768 code for a protein of 541 amino acids.
UCCACUUCUUUGCAGACUGUUGAUUUCAGGCCAGUUGAGACGCCGAGCCAUUUCCCAGACAGUAUGCAGCCAACGAACCGCCGCUUGGAAACGGAGAAAACGAAACUUAUCUUUGCAAUUCAGUCUUUAUUGGGAGGCAGCCAUGGCGGCUGGAGGGCCAGUCCAAGAUCUCUGCGAGGAAGCCACUUGCUCCAUCUGCCUGGAGUAUUUCAGGGAUCCGGUCACCAUCGCCGAGUGCGGCCACAACUUCUGCCGAGCCUGCCUGGCUCGGAGCUGGGGGGAGUCGGGGGCGGAGGCUUCCUGCCCCCAAUGCAGGGGAACUGCUCAGCCAGGGGACCUCCGCCCGAAUCUGCAGCUGGCAAAUGUUGUCGAAAUAGCCAAGAAACUUAGGGACGAGGAGGCGGGAGAAGCGGAGGGAGCAGAACGAACGGGGGGCGUCUGCGAGAAGCACCGGGAGCCCCUGGAACUCUUCUGCAAGGACGAUGAAGCCCCCUUGUGUGUGGUCUGCGGCAGAUCCAAAGAGCACAGAGAUCACGAGGUGAUUCCUCUGGAGGAGGCUUCCCAAGAAAAUAAGACAAUGGUGGCAGCUGAAAAGGAGGGCAUUUGCAAGAAACAUCAGGAGCCUUUGAAACUCUUCUGCAAGAACGAUGAAUCCCUCAUCUGUGUGGAGUGUGACAGAUCCAUGGAGCACAAAUAUCAUGAAGUGAUUCCUACCGAGGAGGCUUCCCAGGAGUAUAAGGAGGAGAUGACUAGCUACUUGGAGAUUCUGAGGAAGGAGAAGAAAAAAAUGAUGGGGUAUAAAGCAGAUGUCAUGAAGGAAAGCCAAGACCUCUUCAAGCAAACCAAAGCAGAGAGGCAAAAGACUGUGGCCAAGUUCAAGCAACUACACAAGUUUCUUGAAGAACAAGAGAAACUUCUGCUGGCCCAGAUGGAUGAGGUAGAGAAGGAGGUGGCAAGGAAAAGGGAUGAGCUCGUGGUCCAGCUGUCGGAGGAAAUAGCCUCAUUUGAGAGCAUCAUCCAGGAGAUGGAGAGGAAGUGUCAGCAGCUGGACAGUGAAUUCCUGCAGGAUAUCAGAAGCACCUUGCAGAGGUACGAGGAGAAGGAAAAAUCUGAGGAGCCAGUGGUUUUGCCUCCUGCGCUAAAGUGGAUUGUCUGGGACUUCUGUGAUAUAAACCCUUUUCUUGAGGGUGUCAUUAAGAAAUUCAAAGACACUGUGACCAUCGGACUUCAGCAGCAGAAAGCAAACAUCACUCUGGAUCCAGACACAGCUUAUCCACAGCUCAUCGUGUCGGAGGAUCAUAAAAGCGUGAAAUGGGGAAACAAGUACCAAGAUCUGCCUAACAGUCCCAAGAGGUUUCGGGAGUUGUUUUUUGUGCUGGGAUGGGAGGGGUUCACAGCAGGCCGACACUUCUGGGAGGUGAGUGUGAGGAACGAUGGUGAAGAGAAGUGGGCUGUGGGAGUUGCCAGAAAGUCCGUGAACAGAAAGGCCAACAUAACCGUUACUCCUGAGGAAGGGAUAUGGGCUAUGAGGAACACCCCCGAUUACUACAGGGCUCUUGACUUUUCAUCCACACGUAUCUAUUAUAGUACACUCAAAAGGAUUCGAGUCUGUCUGAACUACGAAGGGGGUCGAGUGGCUUUUUUCGAUGCGGAAACAGCAACUCCUCUCUAUGCUUUCUCAGCUGCCUCCUUCUCUGGAGAGACCCUCCACCCCUUUUUUUGGGUUUGCAAAAGUUCCCACCUUGUACUCUCUUCUUACUGCGAUUGAAUCUAAUCCCCCUCCCAGGCCUUGCUGAUGUUCCUCUGAACGUCAGGAUGAUUAGAAAAAGAAACCAAACCUUGAAUUGCUCAAGAGCUCCUCCUACAUCUCUGUAAAGGCCUCUGUGGGGCUUCACUUCAGUCACCGAAACAUUAACAAACUAACAAAAAAUGGCAUGUACUUUUACCCCAAAGCUGAAAGGGACAGUAACAUAGAGCAGCCUGGGCAAAGGGGGGAGGAUAACGGGUUUCAGUGUUUUUGUGUCUGUUGUUUUAAUGUUUGUUUUAUCAAACUAUGUUGUCGUUACCUGUAUUAGAUUUGAGAUGCUCAGAAGGCAUGCAUACUGAUAAUUUAAAUAAAGUAACUAUUGAUUAAAA